This is a messenger RNA of Topomyia yanbarensis, 3329 nucleotides long. RefSeq lists its product as uncharacterized. Gene Ontology annotation, molecular function: zinc ion binding; nucleic acid binding. Bases 1404 to 3329 code for a protein of 641 amino acids. Lineage: Eukaryota; Metazoa; Arthropoda; Insecta; Diptera; Culicidae. The record is from RefSeq and is a predicted model, not a curated record. The transcript has 4 exons.
CUGUAACCACCGGUUACGACAGUUGUUAGUUGGCUUUGCCAAAUUGAUAAGUGUCGCUAGGUUUGCUCAUUCCCUUUCCCAAUCCCUAACUCCUACUCUGUGUAAAACAUCAAAAUGUGUGAGUGAUGGCCUUCCAAGUCCAGGUUGUCAUCUGAGACGGGUGGGUCACUCACGCAGAAGGGUUGCAGGCGCUCACCCAAGGUGUCUCAUCACAACGGUGUGAGCAUAACGUAGCGCAACAUGCUAUCCAUCGCUGUCGCAGCCAUUGGAAGGGCUGCCAAGGUUUUGACAAUUUAAAUGUCAGUUCGGAUGAUAUUGCAAAAAUUGAGGUUUUUCGGUAUCAUCCGAGCUGAGUUAGGCUCGGCGGUCGCCGAGAUAGUUCUUUCGGUUCUCGACAUUCGAGGAAGUCAGAAGUGCGCGCGGUUUUUGCUCAUUAUUCAAUAUAUAGAUAGAUUAGAUUAAAAGUAAAAGUAAACGGUUAUAGUACGUGUCACAAAACGAAGAAAUUGAAAGAAGGUCCACAGCGGGACUUUUUUUUCUCUGGCUUCGGACUACGUCCGAAGGGUUUCUUCGCAGGAAGCACGCCAAACAGAAAUCCUCAAAGCGAACCGAUUAGAGAACCGAGAGUCCUUGCUGAAGAACCCUAGAUCCGACGCGCUGGGGAGAUUCGCCGCCAUUUUUGGCAACUCCGCCAGUGUGCUAACGCCGCCAUUGUUAUUGACGGUGUACAAUUACGAGGUUUGUCGCCUUCAAAGUUCCGGACCGUUUUCCUGCCACCAGCGAACCCAGAUCCACCAGAAUUUGCCAUGGCUGUAAUAGUCAGCCGCACAACCACUGUAAACCUGCACCAGAUAAAAAGAUCCGCAAGUAGCUAAAUCGUGACGUCACAUAGCAUUAAGUUUAGUUAGGGUAUGGUAAUAAAUUGUAUGUAUAAAUUAAAAUUCUGUACCAUCUGUAUAUUCUCGUAUAACAUUGUCCGUACAAUAACACCACUACUUUGAAUCGGUUUCCGGACUCGAAAGGAGUCGUCAGUCCUCGUCCUAGGAUGUUUCCGCUGAAAGAGCAUUCACGGUAUCGCUUUUGAGCAUAUUAAAAUAUUGCUUUACCUUUUUAGUUGUCCACCUUGGUUGCAGCAGCGAUUGAUGGUCCGGUUUCCCCUGUUCCCGAAGUGAAUGAGUUCCGUGGUGAGUACAACUAAAACCCUGAAUGUAUACCAGCAGUAGAGAGCAUAAUCCCCCUCCAACCACCCACUGAGCAAGUCGAGGGGCUACAAAUUGGCGCCCAACAUAACAACCCACAGUUAGAUUUUUUUUUCAAAAUCCCUACGGAGGGAGUACAAAACAGAACGCUGUUUUAUUAGUUUAUUUUCGUCCUCUGAACGAAAGUAUACAGUUUUUCGGAAAAUGGAUGUUGAAUUUGAUAUUCUGUAUAAAAGUUUGCUCGUUCAUCACCUGGAAAGGGAUGAAAUCGCACACGAGCUCGCGAUCCGCGGAAUAGAAUUUACGGAAGCUGAAACGCGAGCAGCCCUCGCGCGGCGUUUGAGGGAACAAAUUAAAACAGAGAAGAACAGUGAUAUCCGCGAUAUUGAUUUCAAUCGGCUUGAUACAACGGUCGAUGAAGAGAUCAAGCUUAUAGAUAGAAAGAUUAAGGACAUUAGAGAUUAUUUAAGAAAUCCCAGAAGGUACGAAGGGUCACGUGAAGCGUUAAAAACUAGGCUUGUACAUUGCUUCGCGCGCGUUAAACGAGUGGCGGAAAAUACGGAUGAGGAGGAAGAUUUAAACGAUGUAGAUUCGCUAGUGUCGUGCAUUCGCGGUGCGUUUAAUAUGCAUUUCUCUUUUUUCUCGGCAAUAGGCCAGCAAGAAAUUGCAACCCAAUUAAAUCAGUCGAUGGCGAAUAUGUCCAUCGGCCCCGCCGGUUCGAAUAUCGAUAGGAAAUCAACUGCGUCGUCUAGUCAAAACGACGAUAACGAUUUCGUAACCCCGGGAGAACAUUUAAAACGAAACCUUAAAUCAUUAGACAAUUUUUCGACUGGUUGGAAUAUUCCAAUGAACAAUUGGUUCCCAUGGAUGACGCAACCUGGUGCAUACCCAUGGAUGUUUGGACCCCCACAAAUGCAAACAUGGCCUGCUCAGAAAGUGCUUCAUUUUAGUGCAGCAGAUAGUGCGUCCAACCAAGUAGACCCUGUGAUUGACAAGAAUAGGGAAAUUUUCGUCAAAAGCAAAAAUAAGAGUUCGUCACCCAAGUCGUCGCGAAAAAGUAAACCAGUUUCAGAGACAUCGUCUGAAACCGAAUCCGGUUGCUCGACGGAUAGAACGCAAUAUAGCUCGCGGAGAUCGAAUCGAAAUGUCAGGGUUAAUAAUAAUCGUCGGGAGUAUAGACCAGGACCGAGAUCAGGGAAGUGUAGGCCAGUGUCAGACUGGAGACUAAAAUACGACGGGUCCGAUGACGGUCAGUUGUUAAUGAAAUUUUUACGGGAAGUUGAGUUCUACGCGAAGUCGGAAAAUAUGUCCACCAGAGAAUUGUUCCGUUCAGCAAUUCAUCUGUUUAGUGGACCGGCGAAAUCGUGGUACAUGACGGGUUUCGAGAAUGAUGAUUUCUCAUCUUGGGAAGAGCUUAAAGAAGAACUCAAGAGGGAAUUUUUGAGUCCGGAUCACGACCACACGAGCGAAAUACGCGCGAUCGCGAGAAAGCAGGGUCCCCGCGAAAAAUUUCAGGAUUAUUUUCUGGACAUACAGAAAAUUUUCAACUCGUUAACCAAGCCUAUGACAGAACGCAAGAAGUUUGAAAUCGUGUUUCGUAAUAUGCGCGCGGAAUAUAAAGGCCAUGCGGUGUCGUCAGAAAUCGACAACUUGGCUGAUCUCAAGAAAUUUGGCAGACGGUUAGAUGCCACCUAUUGGUAUAAAUACCAACCCCACGCGAACGAGAACAAUCCCCGGGGGAAGCAGGUUAACGAAAUCGAAACCGGCGCGAAACGGAAACAGAAAGCUAAGCCCGACAACGAACAGUACAAAUCGCGAGUCUUUAAUAACUCCAAAUCGCGCGCGAACAUUUCGGAUGAGGAGAUUAAACGUGUGCCGAACUCGCAACAGGGUAGUGAAAGGGAUCGACCACAGGGACUGCAAAUUGUGCUGGAUAACUAUCAAGUACCGAAAGACGGCGUUUGUUUCAACUGUCGCCUCAAAGGCCACCAUGCUCGAGAGUGUGACAGACCGCGACACCAAUAUUGUCAACGAUGUGGCUUUCAUGAUGUGGAUACCGACACUUGUCCCUUCUGUAAAAAAAACGCAGUCAAGACUGUCCCGGAGGGCAAGCCAGUCUGCCGCUCAUAA